Rhincodon typus (whale shark) is the source of this 7041-nucleotide messenger RNA. RefSeq names its product kinesin family member 26Ba (gene kif26ba). Lineage: Eukaryota; Metazoa; Chordata; Chondrichthyes; Orectolobiformes; Rhincodontidae. The coding region runs from base 412 to 6714 and encodes 2100 amino acids. The transcript is spliced from 15 exons. The record is from RefSeq and is a predicted model, not a curated record. Gene Ontology annotation, biological process: microtubule-based movement. Gene Ontology annotation, molecular function: microtubule binding; ATP binding; microtubule motor activity.
CAGCACCAGGAGGAGGAGCCCCUCAGCUGGAAGGGGGUGGGGGUGGAGUGCUGGCUGGAAGAGUGGCCAAGUUAAGUGCAGCGCUGCCGCCUCCCCUGAGUUCAGGGGACUGCACUCAGAAAACAAUUCCGUAGGAACGAGGAGUAGCGAACAGUGUGUGUCUCAAACCGAAAUGCAGACACGGACAGUUGUGGAAUGAAGGGCAAUGUAUGACUCUGGGGGUGGGCGGUGGUAGGGGCUGCACUAAAAUGCCCCGGCAGCAAUGAGGGGGUCGAGGGGUUGGUGAAGUUGAUUGUCACAGUGAAUUAGGGGGCAGUGUCAUUCUGCAAACCUGGCUGUGCGGAAACCCAGCGGCGAUACAGUAUCAAUUCAGCUAGAAAACAGGAGAGCGAGAGAAAUCAUUGAUUUGAUAUGAAUUCUGUAUCUGGAAGCAAAGAGCGGGCUGUUUUUGCAAGGAAUCGCAAGCAUGUGGGGACGGCGGAGAGUUAUUCGCAGACCAAACUGGCAACUUUCACCCCGGAGAUGUGGUACAGGAGAAGCUUCCAGCCUUGCGAGGAAUCCCGGACAGUGAACCGACCCGCCCCCGAAGGAGCCGGCUCGGUGCCCGGCUCGGGUACCGCGUCUCCGGGCUCCAGCAGCAGCAGCGGCGGCGGCUCUCCCGGAUCGUCUCUCGGCGGCUCCCCCGGCUCAGGCGGCGGCUCGCCGGGUUCGGUGGCUGGAUCGUCUCCGGGCUCUGGUUCACCCGGUUCCUGCGGCUCGGAGGACAAGGGCAUUUGGUGCGAGAAUUGUAACACGCGGCUGGUGGAGCUCAAGAGGCAGGCGCUUAAGAUGAUGAUCCCGGGAGCCUUCUCCAGCAAGGACCCGGCUUUCUCUGCUCUGAUCCACGACAAGCUGCAGGUGCCCAACACCACCCGCAAAUCCUGGAACGAACGUGACAACCGGUGUGAUAUCUGUGCCACCCACCUCAACCAGCUGAAGCAGGAAGCUAUCCAGAUGGUGCAGACACUGGAGCAAGCAGCUACAUUGGAGCAGUAUGACCCACUGCCAGGCUCCCCGCCGCCCCUCUCCAACAUCCCCUCGCUGGUGGGCUCGCGCAACAUCGGCAGCCUGCAGUCCUCUCGAGAAUGGGCCUUCGUCCCCGCCGCUUAUGCUGCCACCACCACCUAUGCCAGCUUCUUGACCAAUAAGCACGGAGGCAAGCCCAAUUCACUGGGCAUCGUCGGAGGGGCAGAGAAGAAGAGCGGGUCUCCUGGGCAUUCGGUCACCAAGGCUGGCCUGCAGAUGCCCACCAGUCCCAGCAACGGCAACAUCCUGAGCUCCGUUGCCAUCCAGGCCCAUCAGUACCUGGAAGGAACGUGGUCUGUCUCCAGGACAAAUGGUGUGACGCUGUAUCCCUACCCAAUAUCACAGCUGAUGUCCGAGAAUUGCCGGGAAGGUUUGACCGAGGCGGUUCUGAACCGCUACAACUCUGACAAGCCAUCGGUGUGCAGCAGCUUCCCGAGCUCCCAGGGUACCUACGUAUCAAGUGUGGCCUCGAGUGGGACCUCAGCUGCAGCAUCGUUCUUUGCAAGGGCUGCCCAGAAACUCAACCUGUCCUCCAAAAAGAAGAAACACCAUCGCUCUCCUGCUGCGAAUGUGCCCGAGUCCCCGCUGUUCCCGACCAACUUCAGCGGAAUCCUGCAGACGUCCCCACCCCCGGCACCCCCCUGCCUCCUCCGAGCUAUCAACAAGGUGAAGGAGAGCCCAGGGAUGGGAAAGGUGAAGGUCAUGUUGCGGAUCUGCUCAGCAUCAGUUGGGGACACGUCAGAAUCCAGCUGCUUCUUUAAAGUCGACCCCCGCAAAAAGCAGAUCACACUGUACGACCCACCGGUGAAUGGGCUCCAGAACUCUUCACAGAAGAGAGGGGGCCUGGUGCCACCAAAGAUGUUUGCUUUCGACGCUGUCUUCCCACAAGAUACAUCGCAGGCUGAGGUGUGUGCAGGAACGGUAGCAGAGGUUAUCCAGUCGGUGGUGAAUGGUGCUGAUGGCUGUGUGUUCUGUUUCGGACAUACCAAGUUGGGAAAGUCAUACACCAUGAUUGGAAAGGACGAUUCCAUGCAGAAUCUUGGUAUCAUCCCUUGUGCCAUCUCCUGGCUCUUCAAACUGAUUAAUGAGAGGAAAGAAAAGACAGGAGCGCGUUUCUCAGUCAGAGUCUCUGCCGUGGAAGUCUGGGGGAAGGAGGAAAACCUGAAAGAUCUACUGUCCGAGGUAGCGACAGGCAGCCUGCAAGACGGCCAGUCCCCUGGAGUCUAUCUCUGCGAGGACCCAAUCUGUGGCAUGCAGCUCCAGAACCAGAGCGAGCUCCGUGCCCCCACAGCGGACAAAGCUGCCUUCUUUUUGGACGCUGCCAUCGCUGCGAGGCGGUGCAGCCGGCCUGAGUGCGACGAGGAGGACCAGAGGAACUCCCACAUGCUGUUCACGCUGCACAUCUACCAGUACCGCAUGGAGAAGAGCAGCAAGGGGGGAAUGUCAGGAGGUCGCAGCCGCUUACACCUCAUUGACUUGGGCAGUUGUGUAAAAGUGCUGAGCAAAAGCCGCGAGGGGGGCUCAGGGCUCUGCCUGUCCCUGUCUGCACUGGGGAAUGUCAUCCUGGCUCUCGUCAAUGGGACCAAGCACAUCCCCUACAAGGAGAGCAAGCUCACCAUGUUGCUGCGGGAAUCCCUUGGCAACUUGAACUGCCGAACCACCAUGAUCGCCCACAUCUCAGCUUCCUCCAGCAACUACUCCGAAACCCUGUCCACCAUCCAGAUCGCAUCGCGAGUCCUCCGAAUGAAGAAGAAGAAGACAAAGUAUACCUCCAGUUCGUCCGGGGGUGAGAGUUCGUGUGAGGAAGGAAGGAUGCGUCGGCCCACACAACUCCGACCAUUCCACCCGAGGGGAGCAGGGGAUGCGGACCUCCCCAUCUUAAACCUGUCGAGCGACCCAGACUACUCAUCCAGCAGCGAGCAGUCAUGUGACACCGUCAUCUAUGUAGGCCCUAACGGCACCACCCUGAGUGAUAAGGAGCUGACCGACAACGAGGGGCCACCCGACUUCGUGCCCAUAAUUCCCUCACUGCAGAAGAACAAGAAUGAGGCUAGGCCCGAAGGCAGCACAGAGCCUGUGGCGGUGCUGCCGGAGAAGGACUGCCUAAAGUGCAACACUUUCGCUGAGCUGCAGGAGCGACUGGAGUGCAUCGACGGCAGCGAGGAGUCAGACAAGUUCCCCUUCGAAGAGCUUCCGUGCAGUGAGCAGCCUGUGAUGGGCGAGGAGGUGCAGGCCCAGAGGGGAGAGGCCCAGCAACUGCUCGGACAGACCAUGACGCGCUGGGCCCCUGAGGAGAGUGCAGAGGACGCCAAUCCUGGCCCCGUGCGAGCCCAGGCCGUGCUGCAAGGCGGUUCAGCACCGUCCUCCCCCCGGAGCAUCAUGGGAGGUGGCAACACCCAACUAAACGCAUCAUCGAGGAGUCAGAGCACGAAGGAUGUCCCACACAGUGGCAGCAGCGCAGAGCUUAAGCCCAGGCCCAUGGGCUCCCCAAGGCUCGGGAUAGCAAGCCUGUCAAAGAGCUCUGACUACAAGCUCCAACACUCACCCUCUCAGCGCUGCAAGGUGUACACCCAGAAAGGCUCCCUGCCCAGCCCGGCUGCUCCCCCACCCCACACACCGACCAGGGACUGCAAGAGGGAAAUCAGGGCAGCCCCGGUGGGAAUGAGCCCCCAGGUGAUGAAGAGAUCCGUGUCUUCGGGCACGCAGUAUUCACAGGACUCCACCCUCUCAGACCAAGAGCAGGAGCCUUCCGACAUCGACAAGAAAGAAAUGAUGAGCUGGGCCACAGUCACCCUGCAGCAGCCCCUAGAGCUGAAUGGGGAGGACGAGCUGGUGUUCACUCUGGUCGAGGAGUUGACCAUCAGCGGCAUUCUGGAGAAUGGCCGGCCCACCAGCAUUAUCAGCUUCAACAGCGACUGCUCGGUGCAGGCCUUGGCCUCAGGCUCCAGGCCCGUCAGCAUCAUCAGCAGCAUCAACGAGGACCUGGACUGCUAUUCGAGCACUAGCCCCUUCUCCGAAGUCAGCAUCACCAAGUUCCUGCCCUUCCCCAAGCCGGGCCUAGACGAGAAAGUGUUGGUUUCGAGCAGCCACCGCUCAUCCAUUAGCUCCUGGCUCAGUGAGAUGAGCACGGGGAGUGACGGUGAGCAGUCCUGUCACAGCUUUGUCACCCAGACCUGCAGCGAUAAUGGUGAAGCCUUGGCAGACCCCUCGCUGCUGGAUGUGGUGAGCAGUCACCAAGAGGAGUGUAUGGCGUACGCUUGCAGCGGGAAGAACUCCGUCAUGGACAAAUUCUUCAGCAUGUCGGAGAAGGCCAACGAGGCCAAAGGCCUCUACCAGAUAGCCGCCAACCAGAACUGCAAGAUCGCAGCUCUGGGGAAGACCACGGUCAGAAUAUCAAAUGCUUCGGGCCUGCCCAGGGGUGAGGGCUGUUUCCCCAUUCAGACGAACAUUUCGGUGCACCCCUGUAUCAGGCUGAAGCCGGUGCAUUUCCCCGAACAGCACGAUGUGUUGGCAUCUGUCAGCUGUCCUCCAGCGCACCCCCACCAUCACCACGCCAGGGCCGCCGGCACCUCACAGGACAUGACCUUCGAUGACCCGUGGUUGAAGCGUGAGGACGAGGAGGAGGAGGAGGAGGACGAGGAAGAGGAGGAGGAAGAGGAGCUGGAGGACGCUGGGCUGGAUGGAAACGAGAGUGCUGACAGAGGAGGGAGUCGAAAGCAGACCGCGGCCGAAAGCCCUGGCAGCGGCAGGUCCGAAACCCCUGUCUCCCCCGCGCGGGGAGAUCCUUCCAAGAGGGUGGUGGAUGGCUGCGAGGUGGCACCGACUGCUUCCUGCAGUCAGAGCUCCACCCUCUCACUGGACAGUGCCAAGGAGGGCAGCUUAUCCCAGGCACUACCGCGCCCAUUGCUCGCCAAACAAGACAACCUGGAGGGUGCCUCCCUCAGGCCUCUGUGCCUCCCUGCGGAGAGCAGCAGCACUUCCACGACUACCACCACGUCGCAGGCCUCCACCCCUUGCAGCCCCAAAGCCACCCUGGAGAGGAGAGUGGGCUCCCCCAACAAGCACGGCCUGCUGCCGGCCCGGCCUAAAGGGAUGCCCCCGCUGCCCCCGGUCAGGAAGUCAAGCCUCGAUCAGAGGAACAGAGCCAGUGCCCAGCACACGCUGGGUGGCAACAGCCAGGCUACGACGGUGUUGGCGGCUACGCCAGACGAAGGCGGUGUCCACGUCAAAGCCAAGGCCCCAAGUUUGGAGAACUGCGGCAAAGCAAGCAGUGGGAAAGGUGAACUGUUCAGCAGUCGGCCUAACUCCCUGAACAGACGGUACGCUGGCCAGUACGAGUGCCUCUCUUUGGAGAGGGCAGGGAGCUUGACGUCCGUGGGGUCGAAGGUCAGCGCGUCCCGAGACAGCACAAUGCCUCGAGCAGGCCGCAGCCUGAAUCGAGCCACUGUGUCAUCACCUACGCAGCCUGGCACUCCGCCAUCAGUGGGCACCUCCCCAAAGUCAGGCGCCUCCAAAAUGUCAGCCGUCAGCAAGCUGCUCCUAGCCGGACCCAAGUCACGCAGUCUUUCGGCAUCCAGCACAAAGACCCUGAGCUUCUCCACCAAAUCGCUGCCUCAGUCUGUUGGCCGCAGCUCCAGCAUGCCUUCCAACUCGAGGAACAUGUCCUGGUCCACCCAGUCUCUCAGCAGCAAGCAGAGCAGGGGGUCCAGCAUCGUGGCCAAGCUUCCCCUGCGGGCUGUCAACGGCAGGAUCUCCGAGCUGCUGCAGGGGACUGCAGGCUCCAGGGGCAGCCACCUGCGGGCCAGCGCCGACUCGGAGAAAUGGAGCCCGCACUCGGGUGAGAAGCCCCCCCCCCAGGCCCUCCCGUCGCCCUACAGCAAGGUCACCCCACCCCGCAAACCUCACCGAUGCAGCAGUGGUCACGGCAGUGACAACAGUAGCGUGCUAAGUGGUGAACUCCCCCCAGCCAUGGGCAAAACCGCCCUGUUCUACCACAGUGGGGGCAGCAGUGGGUAUGAGAGCAUGAUCAGGGAUAGCGAGGCCACAGGAAGCACGUCUUCGGCCCAGGACUCCAUGAGUGAGAAUGGAAACUCGGUGCCGGGUAGAUCCAGGAGUCUGAAAUCUCCGAAGCGCAGGAUGAACACAGGUUCCCAAAGGCGGAGAGUCCUCCCGAGCCUGUCCCCUGAUGCAGCAUCUCCAGCCCGCAAACCGGCCAACAGCUCCGGGGUCCGCUGGCUUGACCUACGACCCAUGCAGAGGGGCCUGGCCGAACCGUUUGAGAUCAAGGUCUAUGAGAUCGAUGACGUGGAACGACUGCAGAGGAGGCGAGCAGCAAACAGCAAGUUGCGGGGAUUUGUAUGUUUCAACGCAAAACUGAAGAUAUUGGAACAUCGGCAGCAGAGGAUCUCAGAGGUCAAAACCAAAUAUGACAUACUGAAGAAGGAGCUGGAAGCCACCAAGCAACGACUGAUGCUGGAUCCGAGCAAGUGGGUCAGUGAGUUUGAUCUGGAUCAAGGUUUCGAGGUAGACUCGCUGGAAUAUCUGGAAGCUCUGGAGUGUAUCACCGAGCGGCUGGAACACCGGGUCAAUUUCUGCAAAGCUCACCUCAUGAUGAUCACAUGCUUCGACAUCGCGUGCGGGAGGCGCUAGAGAGGGGGGUGGGGCUGGGCGAAACGAGUGCUCAUGGCAGAGGAGGAGACUGGAGCGGAAGGAGGAUUUUUUUCUUUAAAAAAAAAACACCCAAAGAUACCAGGAAGACGAGGACGGAGGUGCAAAGUGUGGAGCAUGUUUGUGAAAUGAGUUUUGUUUCUGGCAACAACGGAAUGUACACGGAGGGAUGGAAAAGAAUGAGUGGAGGGCCUGAAUAUUGGAGUGUGAGAAUGUUCACUCUUCCAUCAGAUUGUCAAAGCACUUUUGAGGAACUUUUGCGAUGUUGUAAAUAGGGAUCACUCGCUCCAAUUUCCCUUUAUUCACUGA